This is a messenger RNA of Chlorella variabilis, 880 nucleotides long. RefSeq lists its product as hypothetical. Bases 149 to 796 code for a protein of 215 amino acids. Gene Ontology annotation, biological process: translation. Gene Ontology annotation, cellular component: ribosome. Lineage: Eukaryota; Viridiplantae; Chlorophyta; Trebouxiophyceae; Chlorellales; Chlorellaceae. Gene Ontology annotation, molecular function: structural constituent of ribosome. The record is from RefSeq and is a predicted model, not a curated record. The transcript has 6 exons.
GCACGGGGAGUGGGCUGGGCGUGGUCUGUGCGAGACCGGCAGCAUGGCAGCAGCACUCGCCGCCACCAACUUCGCGGGCCAGCGGCUGGCUGCACGCAGCAGCCCGGCAGCACGCACGUCGCGGAGGCUUCAUGUACAGUGCAGAACCAUGGAGGCUGGCGUUGGCGUGUGGGGCACAAAAGCGGGCAUGAUGCAGUUUUUCAAGGACGGCGCGUCGCUGCCGGCCACCGUCAUCGCGCUCGAGGGUGGCAACAUUGUGACCCAUGUCAAGACAGCAGAGAAGGACGGCUACACCGCUGUGCAGGUUGGCUACAAGACGUGCCGAGAGGACAAGAUCACAAAGCCCGAGCUGGGGCACCUGCAGAAGGCGGGCGCGCCGGCCAUGAAACACCUGCGGGAGUUCAAGGUCAAGGACGCCAGCGGCUAUGAGGCGGGGCAGCAGCUGAACCUGGUGGACAUGUUCAAGGCGGGUGACAUGGUGGACGUGGCUGGCACUACCAUUGGCAAGGGCUUCCAAGGCGGCAUCAAGCGUUGGGGUUUCGCACGCGGCAACAUGACGCACGGCUCCAAGUCCAAGCGCGAGCACGGCUCCACCGGCCCCGGCUCCUCCCCCGGCCGUGUGUUCCCGGGGCUCAAGGCCGCGGGGCAGAUGGGCAAUGUGCGCCGCAAGCUGAAGGCCGAGGUGCUGCUGGUGGAUGCGGAGAACUCGGCUAUUGUUGUCAAGGGGAGCGUCCCGGGCAAGCCGGGCAACGUGGUGGAGAUUGCCCCCGCCAAGGUGGUGGGCGUGAAUGUGUAGUGGUAAUUUUUUUUGAUGCUCUUGUGUCCCGAUGGAAGGCACUGACAGCCAGGAUAUCAAGAAUAAUGUUAGCCUGAUGAAUGC